Vitrella brassicaformis is the source of this 1357-nucleotide messenger RNA. The record is from the annotation of a GenBank genome assembly. NCBI's taxonomy places the organism in Eukaryota, Vitrellaceae.
GCGCGUUCAGGAUCAGGAGUAUCGUCCCACUCGAAUGUCAUGACCCGGACCGACGGCGUCUGCCACACACGAUCGCUCGUGCGGACUUCCGCGCAGCCGUAUGGCAGGUUGUGCACCUCCUCGAGGGCCGACAGGUGGACAGGCGACGGAGAGGGCGGCAGGGGGUCGGACGAGAUGUCGUUGGCCUCAUCAUACAGCUCUCCGUCGCUGUCCUCCUCGAAGCUGAGCACCUUGAUGGAUGACGCCGCGGACGGCAGGUCCUGCCCUCUGGCUGCGGCCGCUGCCUCCCCCCCGCCCUGCCUCUCCUCCCUCCUCUCCCUCAUGGCCUUCCUGGCCGCUGCAUUGCCCUCGAGGAUCGCCACCCAAAUCCCACGACACCAGCAGCUGGCAUACCGAGGGUAUAUGACGUGCAGGUGUGUGAGGUUGGUCGCACGGCGGCCCCACCGGUGUGCCACCUCCAGCGGCAUCCGCUCCCACUGCUGGCGCACGCCGCCCUUGUCCGAGCCGUCGAUGGUCAGGUGGGUGUAUCGCUUGGCUGCCCAGCCGAAGACCGUCCUGCCGAUCGUGGUGGCGACGCGCGUCAGCUCUGAGGGCUGGUAGAAGCCGAACACACGCCAGCUCAUCGGGGGAGAGGCGAAAGGACGGCUGCACAAAAGACACAUUCACACACAGAGAUCGCCAGGGUCACGUGUGGGCGGUCUUUGUUGUCUUGCUCUCACCGGUCCAUUGUUCGGCGGCGGGUUCCCCGACGUGUGGACCAGGCAAAACGAUGGCGUCGGGGCGGCCUCCUCAUCUACCAUAACACUACUCUGCACCAGUCAUCAACACAACAACAGGACAGAAAUGCACAUAUGCCACCCUGCACCCAUCCCUCUUGAGUCCUUCAUACCUCAGCACCGGGGUUUUCAUGGGACACUUCGAUGGCCACAGCAGCAGCAGCAGCAGCAGCAGCAGCAGAGGACGCACCAGUGUUUUCCGCUGGCUGGGGGAGGGCCAUGGCCGCCAUUGCGGUGAGGCAGUCCAUCAUCGCUCCAAUGGAGGACUCGGCUGCCGACGCGUGAGCCGACGCAGACGAAAGCAACGCCUUGGCCACCCCGCCGCCAUCUCGCUGGCACGCCUCACGGCUCCGCUGUGCGUCCCUCUGCAGCCUCUGGAGCCCCUCGCGCAACAAACUAGCGUCGGUACACAACUGCACCAAACGAAAACACACACAGUACGGCAGCAAACUCGUCGUCACUUGCCGGUUGUCUUCCGACCCGUCCGCUCCCCUACAGCUCCCACUCACCUUGCUAAUCACGGUGUCAGGUGCUGUGGUGUGGCCCGACAGAUCCUCCUCCUCCUCCGAGCCAUCCAUCAU